This is a messenger RNA of Amphibalanus amphitrite, 1300 nucleotides long. RefSeq lists its product as uncharacterized. The transcript is spliced from 4 exons. The record is from RefSeq and is a predicted model, not a curated record. Gene Ontology annotation, cellular component: mitochondrion. Lineage: Eukaryota; Metazoa; Arthropoda; Thecostraca; Balanomorpha; Balanidae. Gene Ontology annotation, molecular function: glycine N-acyltransferase activity. Bases 144 to 1118 code for a protein of 324 amino acids.
GCCUCUGUUCGCGCUCUGUGGCCGCCGUCGCCCCGCGGGGGAGCCUCUCGUGUACUCCGCGCGCACUCUGUGGCCGCCGUCGCCCCGCGGGGUAGUCUCCGACUGUGUGCGGAGGUGGCUGGGCACGGCGGCGGUCGGUGGCCAUGGUGUGUCCCCCUGUGCAGGCUGUCUCCGGAGAGGAGAUCGGACGGCUGGUCACCCGACUGGAGCGGUACGGGCUGCAGACGGCACAGGUGCGCUGUUUCCUGUUGCUGCUCCAGCAGGGCGUCAAUGACUCGGAGUACUGGGUAUUCGCCAGCGACGAGGACACGGCAGAGGCGCCGGUGACGCUCGUGAUAACGCUGCCGCUGCCCGGUCUGCUGGUGAUGGACGCGUUCUGCGCCGACUCACCGGCCGGCCACGACCGGCUGCUGGCCGCCCUGCUCUGUGAUCCCGUGUCGCGGCUGCUGUGGCGGCCCGACCGCCGGCUCAGGGCCGACUCGUGGCCGGUCCGACUGCGGCCGGCGCUGGAGCGGGCCGCCGGCCGGCGCGGCUACACGGUGACGCCCGUCAGCGCCGGGGCGUGCCUGUUCGUCCGCGAGGCCGACGGCGCGCCGGACACGGAGGUGGCGCAACUCAGCGCUCCCGAUGACGUCGAGGUGCGUCCGCUGAGCAUGUGCCACCUGGAGCGGGUGCAGCAGCACUGGCCCUACCUGCGCCACGUGCCGGACGCCGCGGCCAUCCUGCGGCGCAGCGUGCAGACCGGACUGAGCGCCGGCGUGUUCGUCCGACGGCGGCCGGCGCCGGACGGCCCGGCGGAGCCGCAGCCCGUCAGCUGGAUCCUGCUCAACACGGUCGGCAAACUGGGGUUCGCGCACACGCUGGAGACGCAGCGGCGGCGCGGCCUGGCGCGUCUGGCGCUAGCCGAGCUGACGCGCCGCUGCGAGGCCCGCCACCUGCCGGCGGUGGUGGCCACCGGCCGCGACAACCUGGGCAUGCUGGGCGCCAUGCGGCCGCUGGGCUUCACCGCCGUGCAUGACGUGUUUUGGGCGGUCGUGGCGCCGCCCGCUCCCACACCGACGGACGCGGCCCCCCAGUCCGCUGACGUUACCGACAGCAUCGGCGAGCCCGGGAGUUGAUCUGCCAUGGCCUAGUCACAUCGACUCCCACACAGACAACAGAUCUGUCGCCUGCCGGAUCCGUAUCAGUCACAUCAGUAAACACGGUGAUCAUGUGCCACUUUUCCAGAGUUCGGUAGGUUAUGGUUAUUGAAAACACCGCUCAUCGCUUCAAUUUCUUCCCUACGCACGCGCCUCUGGAU